Anopheles stephensi (Asian malaria mosquito) is the source of this 10642-nucleotide messenger RNA. RefSeq names its product vang-like protein 1 (gene Vang). Bases 1215 to 2987 code for a protein of 590 amino acids. The transcript has 2 exons. Gene Ontology annotation, biological process: establishment of planar polarity; multicellular organism development; Wnt signaling pathway, planar cell polarity pathway. Gene Ontology annotation, cellular component: plasma membrane. NCBI's taxonomy places the organism in Eukaryota, Metazoa, Arthropoda, Insecta, Diptera, Culicidae. The record is from RefSeq and is a predicted model, not a curated record.
UUAUCCACUCUGUCAGCUGUCAGUGCGGUCUUUGACACUUAAUAUGGCGACCAGUUCAAAUCGCGUACCAACCCGUUGUCUAGCACACUUUGAAGGCAGAGGGGCAAGUUGCGUAUUUUACGAACUAGCUGUAAAUUCAUCCAAAGAGCCUUCCACCAUUUUCCUAGAGUUCAAAGAGGAGUGAAGUCGUGAAGCUGCUCGGCUUUGUGCUAUUUCGCUACGCGCAAACAUGUGUGCGGCGUUGCAUGCAGAAGUCAUUCAACCUGAAAAUAAAAUCGAUGCAUCGUUCUGGCUGCCGCCGCGUUGUGCAAAUCUGGUUUCGAUGGUGGUAGUACGUGUGUACGGCACUGUGAAAGAAUUAUUACGAAAAUUGUAUAAAAGUUAACCAAAAUAGAAGAAUGGGCCCCGAAUUAUGAGUAUGUGUCGUGGGAACAAAAAGUGCGAUUAAAUUCAUGUUCCCCAUUCACCUGUGCCUGCAAUUAGUGCUCCCCACCGUCAGUGCAUUCCAUACGCGUACGCGACGUUCGUGUGUGUGAGUGAGUGUUUGUAGAGGUGCAUGGGUUUCUUCAUAUGCCGCCGUGCUGUGUUUAUUACAAAGAAAGUGAAGCGUUGUGAAUCGUUCGUUACAGGAAAGGUUUGUAACGUGCAAGAAGCAGAAAAUUCUGUGCUGACCAACAAAUUCUGCCUACUACCUACCGCGCGGCAUUUCUUCGCCCUUUCCUGUGUGUGUGGUCAGCAACAUUCACUCGAUGCGAGAAGAAGGCACAGUCGGCGGUUAGGGAGGAGCGCUAAAUAGCUAACUGUAAGGGCCGGUUUUUCAUUUGUUUCGUCGUCGUCGUCGUCGUCACCAACACCAGUGUGCAUCGCCACGAGAAGCGUCAUUCGCGGCACGCACGGAAGAAAGAAUAGAACGGACGAGCAUAUGAAGCGGCGGAAAAUAUGUAACUCGUCCAUCGUCCUCACAUACGGAGCACAGUGGCAAAUUAGCGAUCCGUUUUCCGAUUUGGGUUUUGCUGAAACGAUUUGUGACAGUUUCAUCCAUCCUUUGGCGAACAAGUAAUUAAACGCAACUACAAAGAGGGAGUUCGUUGCUUAGCAACCUAGUGUAGAGCAGGUGGUAGGACGGUGAAAACACUACACUUCUUGCUAAUGACGGCAGCGGCAGUGUCCUCAUCCGUAAAGACAGCAACACCACCACCACUGCGAGCGUCUCGAUGGGCACGAUGAUGGAAACGGAAUCGGUCAAGUCGGAACCGGGAAGCAAAAGCAGACGAUCGCGUACAUCUCAAAACCACCAGCAGCAGCAGCAGACUCAGCAACACCACAGCACACUUGGAUCGCAUCGAACGCGUCAUUCGCAUCGCAGCAGCAGCAACAACCAUUCGCGCAGCGGCAACAACCCAAAGCGUCCCGAUAUGGCCCCGUUCCAAACCAGUGUCAACCUGGGCGACGAUGGUCGGGAUGGGCAGGAAAUCAUUGAGGUAUCGAUCCUGCCGCAGGAUGAAACGUGGGGCGACAACACGACCGCGAUCACGGGCAAUACCUCCGAGCAGAGCAUUUCGAUGGAGGACGUAAGCUACUUCCAGAUGUCGGACGAUCGGGGUGUAGGGUUUGCCUGUCAACGCUACCUGGAACGCGGGCUGGCCGUGUUGCUGUGUGCGGUCGCUUUCGUAAGCCCACUGGCCAUGGUCGUCCUUCCGCGGCUUGGCUUCUUCCCGUCCGCCUUCGACAGCUUAGACCUCACGCAGAACGAACGAUUGCGGCUGGUGGCGUGUAAUGCCGAGUGCAAGGGAAUGCUUGUUUCGCUGGCCGCCCGGCUUUUACUGCUGGCGAUCGGACUGUGGGCACUGUUUCUGCGCCAGCCGCUUGCCAUUAUGCCGCGUAUCUAUCUGUUCCGUUCGUGCGCACUGCUGCUCGUGCUGAUCUCCUCCUUUGCGUACUGGCUGUUCUACAUCGUGCAGGUGACCGAGGGUGCCCGCGCGAUCGUGUCCGGAUCCUCUGUCGUCGAUUACAAAACGCUGGUCGGGUAUGCUACCAGCUACUGCGAUACGCUGCUGUUUGUACAUUAUGUGGCGGUGGUGCUGCUCGAGAUUCGACACCUGCAGCCACUGUACCACGUGAAGGUGAUUCGCAGUCCGGAUGGCGAAUCGCACAGCUACAGUAUCGGACAGCUUAGCAUCCAGCGGGCGGCCGUGUGGGUGCUGCAACGAUACUACACCGAGUUUAGCAUCUACAACCCGUAUCUCGAGCGGUUACCGGUGUCGAAAGCGCAGCGUAAGGCGGCCGCCGUCUCUUCCUUCAAGUACUACGAUGUGGACGGUGCCACACCAGCACAACAACAGAGCCAAUCGCGCGCUGUCCUCGCGGCUCAUGCUCGGCGACGUGAUUCUUCCCACAAUGAGCGAUUCUACGAGGAGCACGAGUACGAACGGCGGGUGAAGAAGCGACGUGCCCGGCUGGUCACCGCUGCCGAGGAAGCUUUCACGCACAUCAAGCGUAUGCAGCAACCGUCCGCACCGCAGCAGCACGAGCAGCAAGGCGAUGGCGGAAGUACGGUCCCGCCCGCCAUUCCCCUCGACCCGCAGGAAGCGGCCCAAGCAAUCUUUCCUUCGAUGGCACGGGCGUUGCAAAAGUACCUGCGCGUUACGCGCCAACAACCGCGCCACACAGUCGAAUCGAUCCUGAAGCAUCUGGCGCACUGUCUCAAGCACGACAUGUCACCGCGUGCCUUCCUGGAACCGUACCUCGUCGAAGCGCCUGUACUGCAGAACGACAAGGAGCGGCGCACCAACCACAACUGGUCGCUAAUCUGUGACGAGCUGCUGUCCCGACCACUCUCCGACGGCUGCACGUUCCAGCUGAUCCAGAACGAUGUGUCGCUGACGGUGUCGAUACACCGGAUACCGCACUUUACCGUCAGCGAGGAGGUGGUCGAUCCGAAGUCGAACAAGUUCGUGCUAAAGCUCAACUCUGAGACGAGCGUGUGACCGGUGGCGACCGAGGCAAGCAGGUCCGGAAAGCUGAAAAGUGGGGAGCAACGGCGGACCGAAAUUUUGCACCAACUAAACCAUCUACUCAUCACCGGCAAGCGCCGGAACCGGAAGAUUCAGGACCGGUUAGUGUGAACGCCCGAGGUAUGCGAACAUCACAUGCGAUUCCCUCUUUACGUGAUAAGAACUUAGGUAGGUUAGUUCAGGCGGUUGGCCAAGUCCCUUUCGCUGCUUGUGCACGUGCAUCAUACAGCCGGUUCAAUGUGAGUCACUCGCCAAAGAGUAAUAGGAAGUAGCGCACCGGAGGACGAACGAAUGAAUCCGGAAGCCCAGUAUUUGGUUGGAAACAGAGACCACAUAUCCAACGCCCGCGAUUAGGUUUAAACGGCACGCCGCUAUUUAAUUGCUAUCCCGCUUUUACCUCCUGCACACACACACACACGCACACACACAGAAACAAAAUUCAGAUGAAAAGAGAAGACCCCCCGAAGGGAUACGGUCCGCGCCACCCAGGGUGGUGGGCUAAUGACGAAAAUGGUGGCCUGCCUUUGUCGUCGUUGGCGCUGGGCUUACACAUUGAAUGAAGACUCACACAAUCUCUGGGAGGCGCAAUUUUGCUUCGGCCGGGGAACUGUAUUAAAACAAAGACCCGAUUGAUUAGGUCCGGGCGAAUAGACUCCUCCGGACGAGUUUCUGUGCCUGUAUCCCAAAGUUUAAUUUGUUUUUGAUCACAACGAGAUCGGGAUUUUAUCUGUUUUCACCCCCUCGUCAGCGAAUGGGUAAUGGAGCGGCCACGUCACUUUGUGUUGUUGUUGGUGCUUAUUCGAAAACAAUCGAGUUCCUUGCACUCGUCUUUAGCCGUUAAAACGUUAUCCCACUUUUCCGACACUCUAAUUGCUUGAAUCUCGGAAACGCACGCUGCACAUCGUUCCGUUCCCACGUAUAUUCCAAAGAGAAUCGCUUUUCAGUCAACUCCGAACGAAACUGUAGCCACGCGCAGGUGUUUCUUGACGAUCAUUUUGCAGAACGGCAAUGGGAGGUUUUUGAUGGAUGUUCUCGUCCGUUUUUGGAGAGGGUUUAUCGUAUCGAACAAAUGACAACCGGAACGAAUCGCAUUUGUUGCCACCGUUCGUCUUCCUUACACUCACGAUCACCCGCGCGGACUAGCAUCGGGUGCAUGAAUCGAGAUCGUGUUAAAGGAAGCAGCUUGAAUCGAGUCAAUCCGAUACGAGUCUACUUUUCCUACGAUCAAUCGAGUGUGGAAAAUUGCAUUCCGCGGGUAUCCUCUCUCUCUAUCUCCCUCUCUCUCCCUCCCUCUCUCUCUCUCUCUCUCUCUCUCUCUCUCUCUCUCUCUCUCUCUCUCUCUCUCUCGCUCUUCCAUCAAUCUUCGUAUCGAAAUGCAAGAUUGUGAGAUGUUUUGUUACUGUAGAGAAUCAGGAAUUUGUGCACAGUGUAGAAGUCUGUUCUGUGCCGUCCAACGCCUAAAGGUAUGCAAUAUGGAUUGGUGUCAAGGUUUAUCUUCUUCUUCCCCUGCCAUUUCUGGCUCACUAGACGACUUAUUGUUAUCGCAAAGUUGGAUAGUCAUUCCUCACCUAUAGGGAAGCAGCCCAGCUGGGAUUUGAACCCCGGUCCUGCCGUGUGAAGACCGGCGGCGCUGUUGCCUCGGCCACCGGACCGUACCAACUAGAUUUAUCUAUUCUCCGUAGAUAGUGAAAUUUUGCUUCGUUUAAGCAGAAUACUUUUGUCAAGUAUUCCCACCCGAAGCUUAGUUCUAUUCGAAAUUAGUGAUGCAAAUCAUGAUCCUAGUAGAAGGCCCCAUUGUUUUUGUGUCCAACGUGUUGCACACGCAUUAAUAUGUAACGCUCGUUGAAACGACAUUCCCUGUUUUGUCAUGUUGGACAAUAUAGUUAAGUUCGGGUUGAAACGAUGUGAUGUCUCUGGCCCAGCGAUGUCGUCAGUAUGCAAGAAAACAUUGGAAAGAUAGAGCUUCAGAGGAUACAGCUAGCACGACGCGCCGCUUCUUUUUUAACCGACAGUGGUAGCGAAAAAAAAAUAACAUGUGGACCUGUAAGAUCAAAGCAAAAAUCCCGCGCAAUCGCGAAUCAAAUUUCGUUCCGUGGUUUUGAGCUUCCACACUACCAUGGCCGGGGAGGAUCAUUAAUGGCGUCUGUAGAGGGUGAAUAAAUUGGUCCGGGGUGGUCACUCGAUGAAGAUAACCAUUCCGAAGUGUUGCCGCAAAGCAUAAGGGAGAGAGACAGAGCGCUGAAAACUAUUAGCCGGAUUUGCAUAUCAUUUACUAAUCAAAUCAUAAUCCUACCAGCUAAUAUUCGUGCGGUACCGGGGUUUCUCCCGGUGGCGUGCGCACUAGGUCUGCUUAUGGGAAGCAAUUUUAUCGCGUUCGUUGAGUGUUUCACGGUGGAAUACUGUUUCAGUUCUCAUUUGGUUACGUUUUUCCUCGUUGCCUGGGAAAAGGGUGGCGGUCAACCAUAAAAACAACCAGACCAGUACGCAGCGAGAGAUAUUAAUAUCAGCAGUCCUGUCGAGACAACUAGUGCAAUUAAUUUCUAAGCAUAAGAAGAAAGUUAUCAUUAAUCUGUAAGCACACUUUCAACCAUGUGCUCACUUUCUAUACCUGUUCUGCCCGAGAAGGCUGUAUAAGAUUGGAUGAAAACUGUGAUCGUAGCUAUUGCGUUUAAAUUUGUAUGCAGAAAAUGAUCUUCCUUCAACAUCGGCACCAGCUCCUUCAACAUGUAUUCAAUCAAAGAAAUAUGAACAUUAAAUUUAAUCCAGACCUUUGAUCACCUUUACCCUCAUCCUCUCUCUCUCCCUCGCUCGCCGAUGCGUUACUAUGUGUGUGAACCAGCCGACCGACCUCCGGGCAGGUUAAUUUGAUGAUCCCGGGCACAUCCAGUGAUUUGGUUUUGUGGUUUUUGUUCGUUUUAUAUUCUCCAUUAGCUUUUUCAUACCUUAAGCCUUCAAUUUGUGCUGUUCAGUGACACUUGGAAGGUUUCUUUUCGACCCCUUUUCCUUGAAUUUGAAUCAUUUUGAGCAUAGGUAUCGGCAUCUGAUCUGUGCUACACACCCCGGAAGCUAUCUAAGAGCAGAUUUUCAACCGAUUAUAGGUAUUUUGAUUGUUCCCUUUGCUUUGGUGGAGUUGGUGGACUAUUUGUGAUCAGGAGGAACAGUUCUUUUAUGUGGGUACUACACACCGUAUGCAAUGUAGGAUUGAUAUUUGAAGAGCCGCUUUUUCGGUAAUUCCAAAUGUUUUCUCAUUGGAUAACUUGGAUAAGUUGGAUGUUAAUUUAGGCUUAAAUAUGCUGGACAACCUACCUGUUCAAGUCCGUACUGUUCAAGUUUAUUAUUGCUGGAUCUAUUACAUUUGGUUCUGUGGACUUGCCUUAAAUAUCAAACUUUAGUUCAAUAUUCGAUUCUAGCAACUCGCGCAAGUAUCACUACAGAAGCACCCUUAAAAAACCCAUGUCGAACACCGCAUCCCUUAUCAAUUUUCGUACCUUUUUGUGCGUUUCUGGCUACCUGGGACUUGCCUGCCUACCGAGCCCAUCUCGCUUCACCAAUUGUGCAAUCGAUCGACCCGUCGAACGACCACAGAUGGCAAACAGAAUCAUCCACCUCGAAUCAGACGAAAAGCUAUCUUCCCAAAAGAGGCAAUAUUCGGUGGUGCGGCUGUGUUGGCUGCUUCUGGUGCUCUUCCCCAUUUCCACACCAUCCGGCGGUGCAGUUUUGUUCUACCGCGCAAUGCGGUGGACGCCUAUGAGACCUGGGUUUUAUGGACAGUCGUGACUUUUAUGACCAAUACGUCGAUAGCGUGCCUGAAUCCGGUGGGGAUUGUAAUUUUGUUUAAUUUUUCCAUUGUUGUUCCCUUUGCUUUUCAUCUUCCCUCGGGUUCGGUCGGUACCGUGGGCAACCCCAGCCCGGGUGGGAAAUCGCUUCUUUGAUAUUGGAUUUUUAACACCAGCAAUGGUGGAGUGAGAUGGAAAAUUUGAUGCGUACAAUCGAGCAUAGAGCGAAUCUUUUCUUUUCACGGGGUAAGACUGCCGACUUUCUGAGCUCACGACUCUCGAACGCACGCACGCUACUUGUUGGUGCUUGUUGAAAUACGUUUAGGAAGGAACACAUAAGGGCGCAAAGUCGCUUCGGCAGUUUUAGUGUGGACAAGCUCCCAUGAACAGGUAGGUGUUGCCCUCGAUCAGCCCAUAUAUCGCAUCCGUCCCAUCGAAGGUCAAUCAGUCCGCUUUCGUCGGGAACCCCGAGGCGGCCCUUUUGUGCGUCUCAUCCCUCUUUACCGGACCUUUUUGCCGGUUUGAUGUAGACCGGCACUGGAGGCAUGGCGUGUGUUGUGUGUGGACGGACUGCUGUUGUCUUCAGAACCAUCCGAUAACGAUGAGUCACACGGAAGUUACAUUGAGCCCGAUAGCCUUUCGCCCUUUUCCACAAACCACACCUGAAGCGGGGGAAUGAAGGGGAGCAUACCUUUAUUUCAUUCACAUAGUUGUCGCUUCUUUUUGGCGCCCUCCAACAACGAUCGGAUCGCCCGAGUUGGUGGUGCAAGACGCGACAGGAUCUUCAAAAUUAAACCCCACUGUCCGGGGUGUUGCAGUACGAACGAACCCAUUGAGCCCACGGUAAUCCACAAACAAACUCUCCAACACCAGACCAACGGCAAUCAUUGGUUUUUCCUUUACCCCGAGAAAGGUGCUGGUGUGGGGGUUUUGUAUGUUUUCGGUUGAUUUGAAAAGUGGUGAAGAACGAGAGAAGGAGAAAAAAACGGCACACAAAGGUAAUCACAUAAGUGGCCCCUUCCGUCACGAUCCGCGGAUGACGACAACGACGGUGAACAAGAAGCCGAUUCGAUUGCUUGUUGUUGGUUCUUUUUUUUUUUUUUUGUUCUUUCGCCUUCAUUCAACACUCAAAAAACCCCAAAAAUGUGGCCUAACCAACAAACCAACCAACCUAGCCUGGGUGGAUGGACAAGAGGGUCCCACUCUCGAGGUUGCUGUGUAUGUGUGAUUAAACCUGGCGGAAGAAGGGUGAUGUUUUUCUUUCGACAACUUCCCCCGAUGACCGUUUACCUUUUUUCCCCGAUUGGUCAAAUUGCUCAAUAGUGGUUAGCUGGCUAGCUGGCUGGUGUGUACUUUGGUUUUGUGUGUUUUUUCUUCCUUUUCUCUACCUUGAAAUGAAUAAUUUGUGGAACCAUCAUUUUUGGAUGUUAAGGAACAGCAGUGUAAUAGUGUAACAGGGGACUGGAUGUGCUGUAAACGAUGGGAAAAAGGUCAAACCGAACAAAAGAGGGAUGAAUUUUCCAACCACAGCUGAACUGUUUAGCUCACAGUCAACUACGUCUUACUGGUCCCACCAAAUGUUUAAGGCAUGACUUGUGAGAAGUUUCGCCAAAUUUUGCUAAAAUUUCACAACAUCAAAUUCCAACGGAUGCCUCAUCAAGGGGUUUUUGAAAGAGAUUAAAUUACAAAAACAAUUCACAACGUGUGUGUUCUAUGUGUGUGUGUGUACGUAUGUGUGCAGGAUUAAUUGCCCUGAUAGAAUAAUUCAAUUGAUCGACCGAAUAACCAUGCAUCAUAAUGACCAAACCAACAAAAUAACCUACAUAUCCUUUUCCGUGGUUUUUUUCCGAUUCGCAUUUAUUCAGCAACUGAGUUGCAGUUUCUGGAGCGUGUUAAAGCACAACAAUUAAUUCCGAUUGUAAAAUCGUUUAUUUAUAAGCGUGCAGGUUUAUUUAAUGCUAGGUGUGUGUGUGUAUAUAUAUUUCAAAGCCAAGACCGCAAAUUCAAAGACAGCGAAACGAAACGGUCCGAAAAAAAUAAUGAUGUGAAGAUUAGGCGCCGCCACACAUUAGUUAGAGCGCCGGAAGAAAGGUGAAGUUCGCUGAUCGCGCUUCUUUCACAUUGACAAAACAACAUAAGCGGGAAUCACUGCACUACUACUGGUCGAUAGUGUUUUUCAGUGGCAAAAGAGUAUUAAAUUUAUUAAUUAAAAAGAAAAAAACAAAAGCAAAAUAACACACACUAUCAAAUCGACGAUGAACAACGGAAACAGCUAUAAUUAUCAACAGCGUGCUGUGCGUGUGUGAGUGUGAUUUUUUGCACAAUUUUCGUUUGACCCAGUAAAUAUCAAGCGAGUUUCUCCGGCAAACGGUACCCAGUGCGAUAGAAAUGAUGAUAUAAAAAAUGAAUUAAAUAAAUUCGCACAACAUGAACACUGGCAACCGCCCGAAAGCGUAUGACCCGGCCGUACGAUCAAUUGAUUGUUUUAUAACAAGCGUAUAAAAUGCCCUUUCAUUCAUGCAAUUUGCCCAUUUGUAGUGACUCGCCGGUUGCAUGCAAAGAACUGAACAGAAUAUACAGAGCUGACUGAGAGCCGAGUGUAGCGCAAAUAUUUUACAUUUCUAACAAAUCAGACACAUGCAACAAAAAUGUUAACGGGGCACAAAUAUUGUUUUUUUUUAGAUAAUAAUUAAUAGAUUAACAUAUGAAAGGCUGAGACAAUACGACACAGUUUAAUCACUGCCAGAACACAUACUCAGAAAUUCUCCCUAUAAACGAAACAUUCUUCAUGACUCUAAUGCGCAAUUAUAUCAACGAAAAUCUCGAAACACAACCAAUCAAUUAAUACAGCAGGAAACUGAAACGGCAUUUAUCUCUUACGCACAAAACUGUGGGUUGAAAUAGUUUAUUAGAAAAAUGACAAAGCAGCUGUUGGGAAUAAUGACGAAUGAUCGGGGCCGAAUCAUAUGGCUUGCUGAUGAAAGCUUAGUAAGAAGCAUCUGUUUUGACUAGUGUACUGGUGUGCGCGGGUUUGUGUGUGUGUGUGAUAAUCUGAGAGAAGUAUUUGAACUAACAAGCGUUUGCAAAACGGAGGAAGGCAGAGCAGUGCUUUAGAAAUAGAAUAAUUAUAGAAGGACAUUCUUUGCUUAUACAUGUAAGGUAAAGAAAGCAAACAUUUAAAGGCGCAUAUUGCCACCGACUGUGUAUUUGCUUGCUAUUUAAAUAAGCUAGGGAGAUAAGUAAUGCCGAGUACUUAACAACUUUUCGAACUGAAACUACUUUCUGUUUUCUUACAUACCAGUUACAUUUGGGUUAGAGUAAGGGUGGAAUAACCACAGAACCGACGCCGGACAGACGGACAGUCGGAAUCGGAAUGAUAAUUUAUUAAACGGAAAUCUCUAUCUACUACUGACAUUUAUAGUUUUAAGUUAAGGUAUGCUACUUAAGUAAUUCCUAGUUCACUAUUACGUGCAUAUGAACACUGUUUCGUUUAUCGAAUUUGUGUGCGGAUGCAACUGAGACAUGCAGCUCUCCUGACACCACGAUCAAUCAAUACUCCUUCAAUUCGUACUAUUUCUACUUUAGAAACAAUCGACUUUGCUACUGGUGGUGGUGGUGGUGGAAUGUGGUGCAUGGCGCUAGAAAAUGCUCAGUCCCACCCCCCCAAAACACAGCAGAGAACGAGCGAUCAGUAGCAUAAUGUUAAGGGUGUUCAUUUCUACAACAAAGAUCGAGUUAGUAGACCGAGUCAGAGCGAAAGAAUGGUGUUGUGUACACGUGCAGGAUAGGAAAGGGAACCGAAGUCAAUGAAACUGAAAAUAAACAAAACUGGAACUGAAGUUUUAAACAAUG